This is a messenger RNA of Penicillium bovifimosum, 1206 nucleotides long. It is a transcript of the gene cwc2, whose product is annotated as active spliceosome conformation promoter CWC2. Gene Ontology annotation, cellular component: U2-type catalytic step 2 spliceosome; U2-type catalytic step 1 spliceosome; Prp19 complex. Bases 1 to 1206 code for a protein of 401 amino acids. NCBI's taxonomy places the organism in Eukaryota, Fungi, Ascomycota, Eurotiomycetes, Eurotiales, Aspergillaceae. Gene Ontology annotation, molecular function: pre-mRNA binding; U6 snRNA binding; metal ion binding. The record is from RefSeq and is a predicted model, not a curated record. The transcript is spliced from 7 exons.
AUGGCAGACCCAUCAACUACCGAGCCACAGGCUCCCGUAUCCCCCGAUGCGCCCCAAAAUCCCAACCCGAAUCCCGAAGAGAUGACCGUGGCAACAAACGGCGCCGCGGACGACACUCCGCAAGGAGAUCAGCAGCUCCAGACGACCAAGAAGACCAAGAUCAUUCGCAGGAAGAAACGACCAGCUAGGAUCCAGAUUGACCCGUCCAUCAUCAAGCCUGAGCCCGCGCAGCAACCCGGAAUGGACUAUAAUAUCUGGUACAACAAAAGCGGCGAUAACGAGGACAAAUAUGGAUUGAGCCAUCCGGCGCCGGGUCGCUGCAAUAUCGCGCGCGACUCCGGAUAUACUCGUGCGGAUCGUGUUCCUGGUUCUUACUUUUGCAUACAUUUUGCCCGAGGCGUUUGCGUGAAAGGUCAGGAUUGUGAAUACCUACAUCGUCUUCCGACGAUUCAUGAUAUAUUCAAUCCGAACAUUGAUUGCUUUGGCAGAGACAAGCACAACGAUUACAAGGAAGACAUGUCAGGAGUUGGGUCGUUCAUGCGCCAAAACGUGACUAUCUACGUUGGCAGAAUCACAGUCUCGGAUGACAUCGAAGAAGUGGUUUCAAGGCAUUUCGCAGAAUGGGGCCAGAUUGAGAGAAUUCGCGUACUGACCGGCCGAGGUGUCGCUUUCGUGACCUAUUCAAACGAGAGCAAUGCGCAAUUUGCUUUAGUCGCUAUGAGCAAUCAAGCCUUGGACCAUGAAGAAAUUCUCAACGUACGCUGGGCGACCGUUGACCCGAACCCCAUGGCACAGAAACGCGAAGCACGACGGAUAGAAGAGCAGGCUGCCGAGGCCGUGCGCCGGGCUCUUCCCGCGGCCUUUGUAGCAGAGAUUGAGGGCCGGGACCCGGAGGCGAAAAAGCGAAAGAAGAUUGAGGGAAGCUUUGGGCUUCAAGGUUAUGAUGUUCCGGAUGACGUGUGGCACGCCAGGACACGUCAGUUGGAGGAUUCAAGCCAAGCUGCUCAGCUGGAGGCGCCUGCACAACCGAAGAUGAUUGAGUCUGCUCCGGCUCCGGUACAAGAGCAGCAGCCGCAGAGGAAUGGCAUUUUCUCCGGUUCUGCUGUAGCGGCUCUACGGAGUCUUAAUGGGACGGUGAAGACGCAGGCACCCAAGGCCACUGGUGGUCCAUUAGUUGCCUACGGUAGCGACGAUGAGAGUGACUGA